This is a messenger RNA of Dibothriocephalus latus, 723 nucleotides long. The record is from the annotation of a GenBank genome assembly. Lineage: Eukaryota; Metazoa; Platyhelminthes; Cestoda; Diphyllobothriidea; Diphyllobothriidae.
AUGCCGCUCGGGGAAGCUCCACCGCCAGCUUUUCGUGGCAAAAGAGGAUGGAACAGAAACACACGAACAGUGACCAGUCGUGGACCAGCCUGCUGCAACUGCGCAACCAACCCAGCUGACCAUUAUACCGCCAAGGAAUAUCAUGCCCGACAGCGUUCAGAAUAUCCACAACAGGAUAUCUUUCAGUCGGGCUAUGCAUUUGUGCAAGAACGUCCACCGGAUUACAUACCGAGCGCUCUACUUGCUCAGAGAGACAUUAUUAGAGCAUUUUGCUCUGCCACUAACCCUAACUCCGUCCCGACGCUUUCCGCGUCAAAUGGGGAGGCACCAGUUGGUCAAUUCUCCCCCUCUCUUAUGGAUCAGCUAUUGCAACAUCUGCAACAAGGUCUGCGCCCUCCGGUGGAUGCACCUUUACAUACAGAAGCAGACAUAUUUCCCCAGUCCUCAAGUUGUUUGGGAUCUAACAUCUGUGCUACGUGGCCGCAGCCAACUAAUGCAGUGAAUAUCACCGUAACAGCCUUGAGGGAGAUUGUUCGCAAAACCGUCAUAUUUGCCCUCCUCCUGAAUCUUCUUCAAAAUGAGGCAAAUAAUCCUCCGGCGAACAUUGAUCCAGAAAUCGAUGAUGGCGUAAGAGUUGUAAUCCGGCCCUUCAACCUCAGUGACUAUCCCCUACGAAGGAUACCCUCUGUCCGUUGGGGCAGUGAAUACGCUAGUACCACAUAA